Lodderomyces parapsilosis is the source of this 894-nucleotide messenger RNA. RefSeq lists its product as uncharacterized. Gene Ontology annotation, molecular function: fatty acyl-CoA hydrolase activity. Gene Ontology annotation, cellular component: peroxisomal matrix. The record is from RefSeq and is a predicted model, not a curated record. Gene Ontology annotation, biological process: fatty acid catabolic process; acyl-CoA metabolic process. Lineage: Eukaryota; Fungi; Ascomycota; Pichiomycetes; Serinales; Debaryomycetaceae. The coding region runs from base 1 to 894 and encodes 297 amino acids. The transcript has a single exon.
AUGUCAAAAACCACAGUAAAAACAGUGUUGCCGCCAUUGGACGCUCAAGCUGAAUUUGAUGUUGUUAAAAUAGACAAACAAACAUAUCGUGGUGUCAAAGCAUUAGGAAAGAUAAGCAAAGAGAUUAGGGGUGUUUACGGAGGCAACAUUGCAGCACAAGCUAUCUUAGUUGCAUUGAGAUCUGCACCAGGAUACACGCCAAAUUCAUUCCAUUCGUAUUUCUUGAAAGCUGUGAAUGAUGAAAUCCCACUCAUUUGGAAAGUAGAAGAAGUAUCUUCGGGGAAAUCAUUUGCAGCAAGGAAUAUACUUGCAUCACAAAACGGAGUCGUAGUGUUUGCAGCAAUGGUUUCAUUAACCACUAAAAACUCAACAACAAAGACAAGCCAUAAGAAUAGUACCCAGAUGGACUACAGUAUUGCUCCAGGAAAGACGGUGUUAACUCAGAACCUCAGUGGUGUACCACUGACAUAUGUGGCAUCACCUGUGUUUUUAUACCUGAGAUUCUAUGAAAAGCAGAUGGAGAAGGACACGUAUGCUUUUCAAGUGAGAUGGGGAAUCAAGAAUGAUCCAAAUUACCACCAGGAGUUAAAAAAUAUUACCCCGGAAUUCAAAUUUGUCGGUCUUACCGCUUUGACAGAUUGGGCUAUAAUUGAGUGCCUAGUGGAACAUUUGGGGUUGAAUAUUUCUCCGCAAUUCGACACUUCCCUCGAUCACAGCGUCUAUUUUCACGAAGAUGACUUUGAUAUUGAUCAAUGGUUUCUGUAUGUGUUUAAGUUCAAGUGGAUUGGUAAUAAUAGGCUCUUGUUCAAAGCUGAUAUGUACACGGAGGACAACAACAAGCAUGUGGUGAGUAUCGUUCAGGAGAUGUUUUAUGUGAUCAAUUCCAAGUUGUGA